Panthera uncia (snow leopard) is the source of this 7251-nucleotide messenger RNA. RefSeq names its product sodium channel protein type 3 subunit alpha. The coding region runs from base 271 to 6246 and encodes 1991 amino acids. Gene Ontology annotation, molecular function: protein binding; voltage-gated sodium channel activity. The record is from RefSeq and is a predicted model, not a curated record. The transcript has 26 exons. NCBI's taxonomy places the organism in Eukaryota, Metazoa, Chordata, Mammalia, Carnivora, Felidae. Gene Ontology annotation, biological process: membrane depolarization during action potential; neuronal action potential; sodium ion transmembrane transport. Gene Ontology annotation, cellular component: plasma membrane; voltage-gated sodium channel complex; axon.
UUCACCUGUUUCCCUUUCUACACAGAUUAUGGAGCAAGAAAGCUGACACCAAGCCACAUCAGUGUUCAUCAGGGAUGAGAUAUCUGUCAAGGAUUUGUGGCAGAGUCACUUACAGGAAUAAAAACACAGAAUUUCUUCUAGGGAUAGUAUAAGAACAAAUGAGAUAAUUUCCAGAAGUGGCCUGAAGCUUUUCCAGAGAAAGGUGCUGUAACUAUCUAAGGCAAUUCUUAUGCAAGAAGCUAAACGUCAUUAAAUGUGCAGGAUGAAAAGAUGGCACAGGCACUGCUGGUACCCCCGGGGCCUGAAAGCUUCCGCCUUUUUACUAGAGAAUCUCUUGCUGCUAUCGAAAAACGUGCUGCAGAAGAGAAAGCCCAAAAGCCCAAGAGAGAACAAGACAAUGAUGACGAGAACAAACCAAAGCCAAACAGUGACUUGGAAGCUGGAAAGAACCUUCCGUUUAUUUAUGGAGACAUCCCUCCAGAGAUGGUGUCAGAGCCUCUGGAGGACCUGGACCCGUACUAUAUCAGUAAGAAGACUUUUAUAGUAUUGAAUAAAGGGAAGGCAAUUUUCCGAUUCAGUGCCACCUCUGCCUUGUAUAUUUUAACUCCGCUAAACCCUGUUAGGAAAAUUGCUAUUAAGAUUUUGGUACAUUCAUUAUUCAGCAUGCUUAUCAUGUGCACUAUUUUGACCAACUGUGUAUUUAUGACCUUGAGUAACCCUCCAGACUGGACGAAGAAUGUAGAGUACACAUUCACUGGAAUCUACACCUUUGAGUCGCUUAUAAAAAUCUUGGCAAGAGGGUUUUGCUUAGAAGAUUUUACAUUCCUUCGUGAUCCAUGGAACUGGCUGGAUUUCAGUGUCAUCGUGAUGGCAUAUGUGACAGAGUUCGUGGACCUGGGCAAUGUCUCAGCACUGAGAACAUUCAGAGUUCUUCGAGCCCUGAAAACAAUUUCAGUCAUUCCAGGUUUAAAGACCAUUGUGGGGGCCUUAAUCCAGUCCGUGAAGAAGCUUUCUGACGUCAUGAUCUUGACUGUGUUCUGUCUGAGCGUGUUUGCUCUAAUUGGUCUGCAGCUGUUCAUGGGCAACCUGCGGAAUAAAUGCUUGCAAUGGCCCCCAAGCGAUUCUGCUUUUGAAACCAACACCACAUCCUACUUUAAUGGCACAAUGGAUUCAAAUGGAAUAUUUGUUAAUGUAACAAUGAGUACAUUUAACUGGAAGGAUUAUAUUGAAGAUGACAGUCACUUUUAUGUUUUGGAUGGACAAAAGGACCCUUUACUCUGUGGAAAUGGCUCAGAUGCAGGCCAGUGUCCAGAAGGAUACAUCUGUGUGAAGGCUGGUCGAAACCCCAACUAUGGAUACACAAGCUUUGAUACCUUUAGUUGGGCUUUCUUGUCUCUAUUUCGACUCAUGACUCAAGACUACUGGGAGAAUCUUUACCAGUUGACAUUACGUGCUGCUGGAAAAACCUACAUGAUAUUUUUUGUCCUGGUGAUUUUCUUGGGAUCUUUUUAUUUGGUGAAUUUGAUACUGGCUGUGGUGGCCAUGGCCUAUGAGGAACAGAAUCAGGCCACCUUGGAAGAGGCAGAACAGAAAGAGGCUGAAUUUCAGCAAAUGCUUGAACAGCUUAAAAAACAACAGGAAGAAGCUCAGGCAGUUGCAGCCGCAUCAGCUGCUUCAAGAGAUUUCAGUGGAAUAGGUGGGUUAGGAGAGCUCCUGGAAAGUUCUUCAGAAGCAUCGAAGUUAAGUUCCAAAAGCGCUAAGGAGUGGAGGAACCGACGGAAGAAAAGAAGACAGAGGGAACAUCUGGAAGGAAACAACAAAGGAGAGGGAGACAGGUUUCCCAAAUCAGAAUCUGAGGACAGUGUCAAAAGAAGAAGCUUUCUUUUCUCCAUGGAUGGAAAUCGACUGACUAGCGACAAGAAAUUCUACUCCCCUCAUCAGUCUCUGUUAAGUAUCCGUGGCUCCCUGUUUUCCCCACGACGCAAUAGCAAAACAAGCAUUUUCAGCUUCAGAGGCCGGGCAAAGGAUGUCGGUUCUGAAAAUGACUUUGCUGAUGAUGAGCACAGUACAUUUGAAGACAGCGAGAGCAGGAGAGACUCACUGUUUGUGCCGCACAGACAUGGAGAGCGACGCAACAGUAACGUUAGUCAGGCCAGUAUGUCAUCCAGGAUGGUGCCAGGGCUUCCAGCAAAUGGGAAGAUGCACAGCACUGUGGAUUGCAAUGGUGUGGUUUCCUUGGUGGGUGGACCGUCAGCUCUAACCUCACCUACUGGACAACUUCUGCCAGAGGGCACCACCACUGAAACAGAAGUCAGAAAGAGAAGGCUAAGUUCUUACCAGAUUUCAAUGGAGAUGCUAGAGGAUUCCUCUGGAAGGCAAAGAGCCAUGAGCAUAGCCAGCAUCCUGACCAACACAAUGGAGGAACUUGAAGAAUCUAGACAGAAAUGUCCUCCAUGCUGGUACAGAUUUGCCAAUGUGUUUUUGAUCUGGGACUGCUGUGAUGCAUGGUUAAAAGUAAAGCAUCUUGUGAAUUUAAUUGUCAUGGAUCCAUUUGUUGAUCUUGCCAUCACUAUUUGCAUUGUCUUAAAUACCCUCUUUAUGGCUAUGGAGCACUACCCAAUGACCGGUCAAUUCAGUAGUGUAUUAACUGUAGGAAACUUGGUCUUCACUGGGAUCUUCACAGCAGAAAUGGUUCUCAAGAUUAUUGCCAUGGAUCCAUAUUAUUAUUUCCAAGAGGGCUGGAAUAUCUUUGAUGGAAUUAUUGUCAGCCUUAGUUUGAUGGAGCUUGGCCUGGCCAAUGUGGAGGGAUUGUCUGUACUGAGAUCAUUCAGAUUGCUUCGAGUUUUCAAGUUGGCAAAAUCCUGGCCCACCCUGAAUAUGCUGAUAAAGAUCAUUGGCAAUUCUGUGGGGGCUCUAGGUAAUCUCACCUUGGUGUUGGCCAUUAUUGUCUUCAUUUUUGCUGUGGUUGGCAUGCAGCUGUUUGGUAAAAGCUACAAAGAAUGUGUCUGCAAGAUCUCCAGUGACUGUCAACUUCCACGCUGGCACAUGAAUGACUUCUUUCACUCCUUUCUGAUUGUGUUCCGCGUGCUAUGUGGAGAGUGGAUAGAAACCAUGUGGGACUGUAUGGAGGUCGCUGGCCAAACCAUGUGCCUUAUUGUUUUCAUGUUGGUCAUGGUCAUUGGAAACCUUGUGGUUCUGAACCUCUUUUUGGCCUUAUUGUUGAGUUCAUUUAGCUCAGACAAUCUUGCUGCUACUGAUGAUGAUAAUGAAAUGAACAAUCUCCAGAUUGCAGUAGGAAGGAUGCAAAAGGGAAUUGAUUAUGUGAAAAGUAAGAUACGGGAGUGUUUCAGAAAAACCUUUUUUAGAAAGCCAAAAGUUAUAGAGGUCCAUGAAGGCAACAAAAUAGACAGCUGCAUCUCCAAUAAUACUGGAAUAGAAAUCAGCAAAGAACUUAAUUAUCUUAAAGAUGGGAACGGAACCACCAGUGGUGUAGGUACCGGAAGCAGUGUUGAAAAAUAUGUAAUCGAUGAAAAUGAUUAUAUGUCAUUCAUAAACAACCCCAGCCUCACUGUAACAGUGCCAAUUGCUGUUGGAGAGUCUGACUUCGAAAACUUAAACACCGAAGAGUUUAGCAGUGAGUCAGAACUAGAAGAAAGCAAAGAGAAAUUAAAUGCAACCAGCUCAUCUGAAGGAAGCACAGUGGAUGUUGCUCCCCCACGGGAAGGUGAACAAGCUGAAAUGGAGCCUGAGGAAGACCUUAAACCAGAAGCUUGUUUUACUGAAGGAUGUAUUAAAAAAUUUCCAUUCUGUCAAGUAAGUAUAGAAGAGGGCAAAGGAAAGGUCUGGUGGAAUCUUCGGAAAACCUGCUAUAGCAUUGUUGAACACAACUGGUUUGAGACUUUCAUUGUCUUCAUGAUUCUUCUCAGCAGUGGUGCUUUGGCUUUUGAAGAUAUAUACAUCGAACAGCGAAAGACUAUCAAAACCAUGCUAGAAUACGCUGACAAGGUCUUCACUUAUAUAUUCAUUCUGGAAAUGCUCCUCAAAUGGGUAGCUUAUGGAUUUCAAACAUAUUUCACCAAUGCCUGGUGCUGGCUAGAUUUCUUGAUUGUCGACGUUUCUUUGGUUAGCUUGGUAGCCAACGCUCUCGGCUACUCAGAACUUGGUGCCAUUAAAUCCCUACGGACACUAAGAGCUUUAAGACCUCUAAGAGCAUUAUCCCGGUUUGAAGGCAUGAGGGUUGUUGUGAAUGCUCUUGUUGGAGCAAUUCCCUCUAUCAUGAAUGUGCUCUUGGUUUGUCUCAUCUUCUGGCUGAUCUUUAGCAUUAUGGGUGUGAAUUUGUUUGCUGGCAAGUUCUACCACUGUGUUAACACGACAACGGGUAACAUGUUUGAAGUUAGUGAAGUCAACAAUCUGAGCGACUGUCAGGCUCUUGGCAAGCAAGCUCGAUGGAAAAACGUCAAAGUAAACUUCGAUAACGUUGGCGCUGGCUAUCUUGCAUUGCUUCAAGUGGCCACAUUUAAAGGCUGGAUGGAUAUUAUGUACGCAGCCGUUGACUCACGAGAUGUAAAACUUCAGCCUGUAUAUGAAGAAAAUCUAUAUAUGUAUUUAUACUUCGUCAUCUUUAUCAUCUUUGGGUCAUUCUUCACUCUGAAUCUAUUCAUUGGUGUAAUCAUAGAUAACUUCAACCAACAGAAAAAGAAGAUAAGUAUUCCUCAGCUCUCAACUUUCUCCACUCUGAGGUUCUGUUUGUUGUACAUCCAAAUCAUCAGGAUACUCGCGAACAAAUUCCAAGGAAUGGUCUUUGAUUUUGUAACCAGGCAAGUCUUUGAUAUCAGCAUAAUGAUCCUCAUCUGCCUCAACAUGGUCACCAUGAUGGUGGAAACUGAUGACCAGAGCAAAUAUAUGACUCUAGUUUUGUCCCGGAUCAACCUUGUGUUCAUUAUCCUGUUCACUGGAGAAUUUGUGCUGAAGCUCAUCUCUCUCAGAUACUACUACUUCACCAUAGGCUGGAACAUUUUUGAUUUUGUGGUAGUGAUUCUCUCCAUUGUAGGUAUGUUUCUGGCUGAGCUGAUAGAAAAAUACUUCGUGUCCCCUACCCUGUUCCGAGUGAUCCGUCUCGCCAGGAUUGGUCGAAUCUUGCGUCUGAUCAAAGGGGCGAAGGGGAUCCGCACGCUGCUCUUUGCUCUGAUGAUGUCCCUUCCCGCCUUGUUUAACAUCGGCCUCCUGCUCUUCCUGGUCAUGUUCAUCUACGCCAUCUUUGGAAUGUCCAAUUUUGCCUAUGUUAAAAAGGAAGCUGGAAUUGAUGACAUGUUCAACUUUGAGACCUUCGGCAACAGCAUGAUCUGCCUGUUCCAAAUUACCACCUCUGCUGGCUGGGAUGGAUUGCUAGCACCUAUUCUUAAUAGUGCACCACCUGACUGUGAUCCUGACACAAUUCAUCCUGGAAGCUCUGUUAAGGGAGACUGCGGGAACCCAUCUGUGGGGAUUUUCUUUUUUGUCAGUUACAUCAUCAUAUCGUUUCUAGUUGUGGUGAACAUGUACAUCGCUGUCAUCCUGGAGAACUUCAGUGUCGCUACUGAGGAAAGUGCAGAGCCCCUGAGUGAGGAUGACUUUGAGAUGUUCUAUGAGGUUUGGGAGAAGUUCGAUCCUGAUGCCACCCAGUUUAUAGAGUUCUCCAAGCUCUCUGAUUUUGCAGCUGCCCUAGAUCCUCCUCUCCUCAUAGCAAAACCAAACAAAGUCCAGCUCAUUGCCAUGGACCUGCCCAUGGUCAGUGGUGACCGGAUCCAUUGUCUUGACAUCUUAUUUGCCUUCACAAAGCGUGUUUUGGGUGAGAGUGGAGAGAUGGAUGCCCUUCGAAUACAGAUGGAGGACCGGUUCAUGGCAUCGAACCCCUCCAAAGUCUCCUACGAACCUAUCACAACCACUCUGAAACGCAAGCAAGAGGAGGUGUCUGCUGCUAUCAUUCAGCGUAACUUCAGAUGUUAUCUUUUAAGGCAAAGGUUAAAAAAAGUAUCAAGUGAAUAUAACAAAGAGGCAAUUAAAGGAAGGAUUGACCUACCUAUAAAAGAAGACAUGAUUAUUGACAAAUUAAAUGGAAACUCCACCCCCGAAAAAACAGAUGGAAGCUCCUCUACCACAUCUCCUCCUUCCUAUGACAGCGUAACAAAGCCAGACAAAGAAAAGUUUGAGAAAGACAAACCAGAAAAAGAAAGCAAAGGGAAAGAGGUCAGGGAAACUCAAAAGUAAAAAAGAAACAAAGAAGUAUCAUUGUGAUCAAUUGUUUACAGCCUACGAUGGUAAAGUCUAAGUGUCAACUGGACUCCCAGAGGAGGUCUAUGCCAAACUGACUGUUUUAACAAAUACUCAUGGUCAGUGCCUAUAACAAGACAGUGACCUCACCAUCACUACAACUCUGUGAGUCAGGGUAUCAACAAGAUUGACAACAGGUUGCUGUUUUCAUUACCAGCUGACACUGCUGAAGAGAAACUCAAUGGCUACCUAGACUGUAGGGAUAAUUGUGCAAAGUGAUCAUUGUAACUACACCAAACACCUUUAGUACAGUACUUGCAUCCACUCUAUUUUUAACUUCCAUAUCUGCCAUAUUUUUACAAAAUUGGUUCUGGUGGAUCUCCUUGCUCCCUAAUUCAUAGUUUAUUCAUAAUACUAUGUCACUAUUUUUGUAAAUGCAGUUUAAGUUGAGAAAAAAGUAUAUAAGAGCCCUGUGUUCCUCCUCCAUAAAUCUCUUAAACAAUGAGCAAAAGUGUUUUGAGAGAUAAAAUUCUUGCUUAAAACCAGAAAAAAAAAUAUUCUAAUGUCAAUAAGUUCAGGUACUUCCAUUUUCUAGAAGACUUUAAUUUUGAAAGUGUUUUAGUCUGUUACAUUUAUUUACAUCUGAACAGUUAUGUGCCUGUAAAGUCUCCUCUAAUUUUUAAAGGAUUAUUUUUAUGCAACAAUUGUUUCAGCAAGUGCAAAUUUUAUUCUAAGUUCCAGAGCUCUAUAUUUAAUUUGGUUAAAUGCGUUCCAAAAACAAAACAACAAAAAUCUAGAAAAGUGUAUCUAAAGUGUCACUUUAGAAUAGUUGUCCCACUUUCUGCUGCAGUAUUGCUUUGCCAUCUUCUACUCUCAGCAAAGCUGAUAUUUUAUGUCAAUUCAACACCCCCUGUUAUGUAAAUAGUUAUUUUAUCCUGUGGUGCAUGUUUGGGUAGAAAUAUAUAUGUAUAUGUAUAUAUAGUGUAUAUAUAUACAUAUAGA